This is a messenger RNA of Hypoxylon fragiforme, 1329 nucleotides long. RefSeq names its product multi protein-bridging factor 1. The record is from RefSeq and is a predicted model, not a curated record. NCBI's taxonomy places the organism in Eukaryota, Fungi, Ascomycota, Sordariomycetes, Xylariales, Hypoxylaceae. The transcript has 2 exons. Gene Ontology annotation, molecular function: DNA binding. The coding region runs from base 317 to 778 and encodes 153 amino acids. Gene Ontology annotation, cellular component: nucleus.
CUUACAUAACUAGUAGUUACUAACUAUUUUUCCCCCGCCGAUUGACUCAGCGGGCACUUUAUUAAGGCUCCGCUUUCAGCCCACUUUCUUCACCAUCAUUCCUUUGCCUUCCACCGCCCAAAACCGUUCUUAUUUCGUAUAACAUCAGCAAAAAACGAGCGCUUUUAACUUCAACCUCUUUCACCUCUCACCUUAAAGUACGUACUAUAAAUACAUAUCUCCAACAUCAACACCGUCAUCAACCACGAAGCUUGUCAACCUUACGUCUUAUCAUCAAAAACACAUAACCAAUUCGACCCCUCUAAAUUCAUACACAAUGUCUGAUGAUUGGAACUCGGUUACCAAGAUUGGAAGCAGGGCUCGCGGCGGCGCAUCAGAGCGCGAGACUGUCGUGCGAGGAAGUGCCGCCCUGAACGCCGCCAAGCGUUCUGGUAAUGCUAUCGCAGCAGAGAAGAAGUUUGCUACUCCCAAUACUGUCGGCAAAGGGCCCGAAGGCCAGCGUCUGACCAAGGUCGACCGCAGCGACGACAUCAUCAAGCCGAACACGGUCGGCAAAGAAGUCGGGGACGUCAUCAGCCAGGCGCGGCAGAAGAUGGAGCCCAAGAUGACGCAGAAGGACCUGGCGACCCGCUGCAACACGACGCCCUCCGUCGUCGCCGACUUCGAGCGCGGCACCGCCACCCCCGACCAGAAGGUCCUCAGCUCCAUGGAGCGCGUCCUCAACGUCAAGCUGCGCGGCACCGGCAUCGGCGAGCCUAAGUUCAAGCCCAAGAAAUAAAUUGCCUACCGUAAAUUAAAGAAAACAAAUGUCUGCCUACCCAGGAUAGUAGUGAAGUACCUGGGUAGGUAGGAAAGGUACCUAUCUGGAUGCUCAAGCUUGACUUAUCUACCUAGGUAGCUAGGUACACGUAGGGCAGGACACCUGACUAUACCCAGAAAAAGAGAUGAAGCAGAGGGGAAGAGAGAAGGAAGGGGGGGCUUCUACGAUAGCUCGACAAGCUUAGACUCAGACAGGGCGAUACCUAGUUACCGUAAUGGCCAAGAAAAGCAACCAUUAACACCAAAUAGUGUAUGAUAAAGUGAAAAAGACAGGCCGACAGGCCAACCACGAUAGGGGAAAAGAAGGAUGGGAAACCAACCACUUGUGGCAAGAAAAAAAAACCAAUAUUCAUGCAUUCUGAUUUUCCAAAACUUCCCUACCUCCCUCCCUCCCUCCCUCUAUGCAUCCGACUGCCAUAUACCCAAAGAAAAAGAAACCAGAGUGAAAAGAAAGCAUGUCUGCACAGCUCAGUUCAAGAUGAUAUGAUAUGAUAUACAAAACGAGGCGAG